This is a messenger RNA of Sinocyclocheilus anshuiensis, 4583 nucleotides long. RefSeq lists its product as uncharacterized. The transcript is spliced from 37 exons. Gene Ontology annotation, biological process: defense response to virus; regulation of innate immune response; dGTP catabolic process. Lineage: Eukaryota; Metazoa; Chordata; Actinopteri; Cypriniformes; Cyprinidae. The record is from RefSeq and is a predicted model, not a curated record. Gene Ontology annotation, cellular component: nucleus. The coding region runs from base 102 to 4571 and encodes 1489 amino acids. Gene Ontology annotation, molecular function: dGTPase activity.
GCUGUGAAAUCUCUAAGCAGAUAGACAGACCUUUAUUGCUUCACCCAAGUUUUCUAACAACCCACACAAAUAAAAAAAAAUAAAAUAAAAGAGAAGAGAAGAUGCCUCGAUCUGAACAAAACAGAAAAACUCUCUCUGAUCACAGGAAAAGUCUCCAGGAUCUAAAAAAGUCCUAUGAAGCAAGUGAAGAGCCUGAGAAACAACAGUUAUGGGAGAUUAUCAAGGAUGAAUUGCAGGACAUCCUGAAGAAAUACUCCUUAGACUCAAAAGAACAAAUGAAGAUUUUCAACGACACCAUUCAUGGACACAUGGAGCUGCACCCCCUGCUGGUGAAGAUCAUCGACACUCCUCAGUUUCAGAGACUCAGACACAUCAAACAGCUGGGAGGAACAUAUCUGGUGUAUCCCGGAGCCACUCACACUCGCUUCGAACACUCUAUUGGUGUGGCACAUUUAGCACGAUGUCUUGUCAAGACUCUACAUGAGAAUCAGCCAGAACUCAACAUCACCAAACAGGAUUUCCUGUGUGUUCAGAUCGCUGCCCUGUGUCAUGACAUGGGUCAUGGUCCCUUCUCUCAUUUGUUUGAUGGCAUGUUCAUCCCUGAAGUCCAGCCUGAUAAGCAUUGGGAGCAUGAGCAGGCAUCUGUUGACAUGUUUCGCUGCAUGAGAAAGAAGAAUGGACUGGACAAAGAGAUGGAACACUAUGGACUGAAUCUACCUGAAGACAUCACAUUUAUUGAGGAAUUAAUUCUGAAAGGACAAAGAGAUGGCCAGUGGUCAAUGAAGGGCAGGACUGAGGACAAAUCCUUCCUGUAUGAGAUUGUGGCAAAUAAAGUGAACGGCAUUGAUGUGGACAAAUGGGACUAUUUGGCCCGAGAUUGUUAUUAUCUCGGCAUUCCAUGUGGUUUUGACUCUCAGCGUCUGCUGAAAUCUGCUCGAGUGUGUAACGUGAACGAGAGGAAACACAUCUGCUUCAGAGACAAGGUGGCAGAUAACAUUUAUGGCAUGUUUCACACCAGAUACACUCUUCAUCGUCAGGCUCUUCAGCACAAGAUCGGCUACAUCAUUGACGUCAAGAUUAAGGAUGCUCUGGUACUAGCUGAUGACAAGCUGAGUCCAGAUUGCAAGAUCUCAGAUGCCAUAGACGACAUGCUAGAGUACACCAAACUCACAGAUCACAUCUUCGAUCAGAUGCUGAACCAGCCAGACUCAAAUGCAGAUCUGGCUGAAGCCCGAAGCAUUCUGCAGGACGUUGUCAACAGACGGCUGCCAAAGUUUGUGGGAGAGGCCCGACUGAAUGAAAAGGAAUUAAAGGCAAUGCUGACAAAACAUUGGGAGGACAAGGUCAAAAACCAUCAUCUGGAUCUUGAGGAGGACUCAAGAUUUUGUAAUAAAAUGCUGACCUGCUUGAAAGACCAUCCUGAGGAAGCCUUCAAGAAUGCAGUGUAUCAGAAAAUGCUGCUGCUCAGUUUGGGAGAUCAGCCUGAUGAAGCCUUCAAGAUUAAGAAAAUACAAGAGGACAGCUUGAAAGCCCAGCCUGUUAGAGCCUUCAAGAUUCAAGUCUAUACGAAAUUACUGAAGGAUCCCUGGAAGAAUAUGCUAUUGGAAAAACAACUGGAGGCUGCGGACUUUAAAAUUUAUGUUCUUGAGAUGGGUUUUGGUGAAGUGGGCAAAGAGCCUAUUGAUAAUGUUCAUUUCUACAGCAAGAGUGACCUAAAAACAGCAUUCAAGAUGAAGAAGUACCAGGUCUCCAGCCUCAAGCCAGAGAAGUUUCACGAAUUUCUUGUUAGGGUCUAUUAUGAUCUAGAGGAUCAAAAGCAUCAGAGGGAGGUCCAGCAGAAAGCUGAGAAGUGCUUUCAUGAGUGGUGCAAAAAUCCCAAGAACACAUUCAUUGAUUGCGGUAAUUCUGAUUCAGGCAAAGAAGAUGAUGAUGAUGAUGAUGAUGAUGAAGACGAAGAAGAGAAGGAGAAUGAGAAAACUUCUUCAAGCAAGAUCUUCAACGACCCCAUUCAUGGACACAUUGAGCUGCCUCAUCUGCUGGUGAAGAUCAUCGACACUCCUCAGUUUCAGAGACUCAGACACAUCAAACAGCUGGGAGGAACAUAUCUGGUGUAUCCUGGAGCCACUCAUACUCGCUUCGAACACUCACUGGGGAUGGCACAUUUAGCAGGAUCUCUGCUCAAAGUUCUGAGAGAGAAACAAGAGAAGUACAUCAAAAAGAUAAAGGAUAUUAAAAAGCUUGGAAAGAAACAGGAGAAGCUCAAAAAGAAACAGGAGGAGCUCAUUACUGAAAAAGACGUGCUGUGUGUUCAAAUUGCUGCUCUGUGCUAUAAUUUAGGUCAUGGUCCAUUCUCUCAUCUGUUUGAGAAAUUCAUCCAUAAAGCCUGGCCUGGUGGCCGUGGAGAUGACCAACAACCGGGUCCAUCAGAAGAGAAGAAAAAGAAAGAAAAAGAAGAGAAAGAAAGAGCCUCAGAAAAAGAAAAGUGGAAGGUGGCCUCAAUCUGGAUUUUUCUGGACAUCGUAAGGAAUGAAGGACUAAACACAGAGCUGACAAACAAGGAUCUCACCUUUAUUCAGACGUUAAUUGAGGGGGAUUAUAAUGCAGCUCCAGAGAACAAGUCUUUCCUGUAUGAGAUUUUGGCAAAUAAUUGGAAUGGCAUUGACGUGCGAAGAUGGGACUAUUUUGCACGAGACUGUCAUUAUCUCGGCAUUCCUAACAGCUUUGACCAUCAGCGCAUGCUGAAAUCUGCUCAAGUCUGUAAAGUCAAAGGGACGAAUCACAUCUGCUUCAGAGACAAGGUGGCAGAUAAUAUUUAUGACAUGUUUCACACCCGCUACACUCUAUAUCAGCAGGCCUACCAGCACAAGAUAGUCAACAUCAUUGAAGACAAGAUCAUAAAAGCUCUCUUAGAAGCUAAAGACACACUUGAGAUCUCACCGAUUUCAGAAUACAUUUCACCAGAUGAUAUCAAGCAGAAGAUCGAAAAUAUUACAAGCAGUUCACAAAAAUGCAAGAUGCCACCAUCUGAAGAUGAAAAGACUGCAAAGUUCAUUAAACUGACAGAUCACAUCUUUGAGAAGAUCUUGUACUCCAGUGAUGACAAGCUGAAAGAUGCCCGAAAAGAGCUUGAAGAUGUUGUGAUGCGACGCCUGCGGAAGUGUGUGGGAGAGACUCGACUAAAAGAAACUGAAGAGAAAGAAGUGGCCUUCAAGGAUGACUGGAAUAAAGCAGUGGACGAGUGGAACAAACUUCACCCAAAUCUGGUUUUGCAUAAGAAGGAUUUCAGCACUGAAGUGAUUCUACUGGAUUAUAAUAAGAAGGAUGAAAACCCUAUCAACCAUGUCUAUUUCUACAGAAAGAACCAGCACAAUAAAGGCCGCAAGAUUAGGAAAUAUGAGGUCUCCAGUCUGCUGCCGAAGAAGUUUAGUGAACAUGUUGGUCGAGUUUACUACACAAAAAACUCUGAUGAGGAGGAGAUGGAUGCUAAGGAGUGCUUUAAAUGGUGGCGCCUUGGCAUGUGUGUAAUUGAGCUAUACGAUCAGCAUGCGUUUAAAGGUACCAAGUGUGUGAUCACAGGCAACUAUCCAUCAUUGGACCGCUGCAGUAUAACAGAGGUUCGCUCCUGUAAGGUGAUCCGAGGCGUCUGGAAGCUCUGGAAGGGUCGUGACAGUGUAGAUGAUUACCUACUGAAGGAGGGAGAGUAUCCCAAUCUUAAGGCAUUGAGCGAUGGCAAAUCCACUGCUUCUGCUCCUGCUCCUGCUCCCGUUCCUGAUCCUGCUUGGUCUCUUGAAUGUCUGCCAUUUACGAUCCAGCUCUAUGAAAAGGUGAAUUUUGAAGGCCCAAACUUUGAGACAACAGUUGACCGUCCUUCAUUGGACGGCUGUGGUAUAAAUGAGGUCCGCUCCUGUAAGGUGCUCAGUGGUGUCUGGGAUCUCUAUGAGGGUCCUGAAUAUGCUGAACCCAGUUACCAACUGCAGAAGGGGGAGUAUCCCAAUCCUGAGGUUUGCGGCAAUGGCAACACUGCUCCUGCUCUGUCUGUGAAACGUGUGACAUCUUAUCAGAUCCAGCUCUAUGAAAAGGUGAAUUUUGAAGGCCCAAACUUUGAGACAACAGUUGACCGUCCUUCAUUGGACGGCUGUGGUAUAAAUGAGGUCCGCUCCUGUAAGGUGCUCAGUGGUGUCUGGGAUCUCUAUGAGGGUCCUGAAUAUGCUGAACCCAGUUACCAACUGCAGAAGGGGGAGUAUCCCAAUCCUGAGGUUUGCGGCAAUGGCAACACUGCUCCUGCUCUGUCUGUGAAACGUGUGACAUCUUAUCAGAUCCAGCUCUAUGAAAAGGUGAAUUUUGAAGGCCCAAACUUUGAGACAACAGUUGACCGUCCUUCAUUGGACGGCUGUGGUAUAAAUGAGGUCCGCUCCUGUAAGGUGCUCAGUGGUGUCUGGGAUCUCUAUGAGGGUCCUGAAUAUGCUGAACCCAGUUACCAACUGAACAAGGGGGAGUAUCCUAAUCCUGGGUCGUGGUUUGCCAGUGACCCCACUGCUCCAGCUCUGUCUGUUAAACGUGUGACAGAGUAAAUUCUGACCUCU